CUCUUACGUGGUCAACUGCAGAUUUGGUGUUCACCAUGCAUUUCAUAUUCCUUCUCGUCUCAUCCCUUCUCGUCCGACUCAGUUCCAGUGUCGUCAUUAACAUGCCCGAGGGUAUGUCUGAAAUCCUGUUCAGCAUCUACGAGUCCAACGCCGACAUGGUGACGUAUUGCAAAUUCACCAUUAAAGUCAAGGACGGCCUCAAGCCCAACCGAAUACCCUUUGAGAACGUCGAUUACGGUGGUGCGGCGAACGAGAAGAGCUACAAGGUCAAUGGCGCAUACUGGGUUACGAGCGUUAUCCUGAACUUCAGAAACGUUGCCGAGGGUGUGUGGGCCUUCUUUGGGGCAGGCGGACAUCGGAUACUCAUUUAUGUUGUUACUUUUCAGUGAUUGUCACUUUUCUUGAUU
This is a messenger RNA of Pseudomassariella vexata, 407 nucleotides long. RefSeq lists its product as uncharacterized. Lineage: Eukaryota; Fungi; Ascomycota; Sordariomycetes; Amphisphaeriales; Pseudomassariaceae. The record is from RefSeq and is a predicted model, not a curated record. The transcript has a single exon. Bases 36 to 389 code for a protein of 117 amino acids.